AUGCUCAAGUGGAUUGACGCUUUAAAGUACACCAGUAUUCACGCUUUCGAUUACGGCCACACCCGCGGUGAGAGGCACGGCUACUCAGAUUCGCUGCACAUCCACUUCGUCGAGAACGGUGCAGGUGGUGGUAUGAAGAAGGAGUUCGUGAGUACGUUUGCGACUCAGUAUGACAUGAACGAGUGGGCGUACACGGGCGAUGAGUGCAGCUUCGUCUCUGUUAAGGGAUCGGAGGACUGGCUCAAGCUGCAGUACCACACAGCUGACAGCAAGUGGAAGUUCACGGAAAAGUGGCCAGACAUGACGAUCGGAGGCGUAGUGACCAAGCACUGCUGGUACAUCCCCUGCGAUGGCCUCGAGGUAAAGGCAUGUCUUCAAUCUCAGUAA
Messenger RNA from Phytophthora nicotianae INRA-310, 387 nucleotides. RefSeq lists its product as hypothetical. The transcript has a single exon. The record is from RefSeq and is a predicted model, not a curated record. The coding region runs from base 1 to 387 and encodes 128 amino acids. NCBI's taxonomy places the organism in Eukaryota, Oomycota, Peronosporomycetes, Peronosporales, Peronosporaceae.